GCAGGAACUGACCCAUGAGUGUGCCCACUCCAAAAUCCCCUUUUCUCAUCCCAAUCCCAUUCUUUAAGAACCAAAACGGCUAAAUGGGGCCAUCCCUUUCUUGUCCUGUCUCACAAUCUCUGCAACAAUUUGAUCAAUUUUUCGCGGAAAAUCUCCCACUCCCCGUUACACCCUUUCCCCAAUUAGGGUUUCUUUUUCUUUCCCACUUCCAUUUCUCUUUCUUCUUCUCCUUUUGGCCUUUUGAUCUUCUUUCGUUCUUUGUACAAUCAUUGUUUGUGGUAUAAUGAGGAACCUCUGUAUCGUUGAAUGCUUCCUUCUCUGUUCUUCCCUGUUCGCUGUUCUUGUUUCCUCCAAGUAUCACGGAAACCCAGCAAAUGAUCUUGUUGAUAUCAUCAACAAAAACCGAACAGCUGCGAAGCUCUCUCGCCUGAGUGACAAUGCAGGUCUCGGGUGCAUGGCGUUGCAAUUCAUCAACUUCUGCAAAGGAAACUGCACUAGCAACAACAAUGUAAAUUGCAAUCCAUCCUCCGACAACUUCACAGAAGUUUUCGCUCCAGAUUGCGGUGUCGAGCUCCCAACUUUCGACACGAUAACCGGCCAAAUUGUGGCUUGUCAACCUGGAUAUCUUGAGCCAACAGAGGCGUUCUCUCGAGCACUCGUUCCUGACAAGAAAACUCUUUCCCUGUUGAGGAACAAAUCUCAUACAGAGGUUGGUGUGGGGAUGGUUGGGGUACAUAAAGGGCCAUUCUUCUGGUGUGUUUUGUUCAGUAAUGGGAAGACAAACUCAACAUUUGUUCUUGAAAAUCAUGGUUUGGGUAUCAAGCAAAAGAGAGGAUGCUUCAGUGGAAGUAGUGUUGAAUGCAGUAGAGGUCACUCCAAUGGAGCUUUUUGGAUCAAUGUUUCAUUUACUCUGUUCUUUCUUAUAAUUUACUCUGUUUUUUCAUAUAGAUCAGUAGAAAUUUUGUUCUAAAACUUAUCAGAGAACAUUCAAAGUUAAAUUCAGACAAAAAAAGCUUCAUCAACAAAGCUUUUUUACUC
Molecule: messenger RNA, 1038 nt
Organism: Cucurbita moschata (crookneck pumpkin)
Lineage: Eukaryota; Viridiplantae; Streptophyta; Magnoliopsida; Cucurbitales; Cucurbitaceae
Exons: 2
Coding region: 284-970 (228 amino acids)
Source: RefSeq, a predicted model, not a curated record